Messenger RNA from Drosophila subobscura, 1533 nucleotides. Its product is annotated as odorant receptor 33b-like. The record is from RefSeq and is a predicted model, not a curated record. The coding region runs from base 595 to 1533 and encodes 312 amino acids. Gene Ontology annotation, biological process: sensory perception of smell; detection of chemical stimulus involved in sensory perception of smell. NCBI's taxonomy places the organism in Eukaryota, Metazoa, Arthropoda, Insecta, Diptera, Drosophilidae. The transcript has 3 exons. Gene Ontology annotation, molecular function: odorant binding; olfactory receptor activity. Gene Ontology annotation, cellular component: plasma membrane.
CGAACGGGCGACACAAAACACAGAUCAUGAAAAGAAUUUUGUCUCUAUUUUUGUCAGUUUUAAGCCAUCUCAUGAGAGACAAAAGACUCGAUUUAAUCCGGAUAUCUGGUUAACAUUUACUGUGAUUUUGAUUUAAUAUUUAGCUUCCUGAAUUCGAAAAUUCAAACAAAAUUAUUCGUUUCAUUCGUAUUUUGUUGUUUCAUUGUUCGCGGCAGAAAAAUUUGUGAGACCAUCGCACGUUUGGCACGGCAAACAACGCCGACUCGCACUCGAGAGCAGGAAAGCUCAUUUUUGCGUUGAGGCAGCGAGCCGUGAGAGAGCCUUUGCGGCGCACAGUGGGAGCUCGGCGCAAAAAGUGGCGACAAAUGUUUUGAGGGAAAACGUAUCUGAUGGAGUACUCUUCGGCGAUUUGAAAAUCGGUAGCAGAGAAAAUCAAACUUCUAUUUAGGAGAUAUAUCGCAUGAUUAUCAUUUUGCUGUCUCUCUUUCGGAAACUAUUAAUUUAGCAACCUGAAAUGAGCCCAAUCACCACUGUGCGUCCGCAAACGUACGGAUUUCUGUCUCUCUGUCGCUCUGUUUGAAAAAUUGCCUACAAAUGGAAAUGGAAGAUGAAACGUGUGUGCAAAGCUUUAAAAUUAUUUGUUUUGUCUGGAAAAUGGAGGAAAUCAAGAAAAUCGAACGACUGUUGGUGGAGUUGGAUGAGCGUGUCGAAACCGCAGCGGAUCGAACGUACUUUCAGAGGGAAACAUUACGCGUGGCGGAUUUCAUUUGGAAGAGUAUUCUCUUUGCUGCUUUGUUGGCCAUUGGCACAGGCACAGCCUUUGGCCUGUUUAAACAUGACAGAAAGUUGCUCUAUCCCGGCUGGUUUCCCUACGAUAUUCACUCUUCGAAUCUGCGCUUUUGGUUGAGUUUUGCUUACCAGGCAGCUGGACAUAGUUUGGCCAUUCUGCAGAACCUCACAAAUGACUCGUAUCCACCGAUGACCUUUUGUUUGGUUGCUGGACAUGUGAGGCUGCUCUCCAUGAGACUGAGUCGAAUGGGUUAUGAGAGGAAGUCAACGAGGGGCAGAAUGGUUAGAGAGUUGGUGGAGAACAUUGAGGAUCAUAGAAAGUUAAUGAAAAUUGUUGAACAUCUCCGCAGCACCAUGCACCUCCCACAACUUGGACAAUUCAUCUCGAGUGGCAUCAACAUUUCCAUUACGCUCGUCAAUAUUCUCUUCUUUGCGGAGAACAAUUUUGCGAUGACCUACUACGGCGUGUACUUUGUGGCCAUGCUCGUGGAACUCUUUCCCAGCUGCUAUUAUGGCACUCUCGUGUCCAUGGAGCUCGAUCGACUGACGGACUCCAUCUUCUCCAGCAAUUGGGUGGGCAUGGAGCGCGGCUACUGCCGCACUCUGCUGAUUUUCAUGCAACUAACUCUGGCGAAGGUGGAGAUCCGUGCGGGUGGCAUGAUUGGCAUUAGUUUGAAUGCAUUUUUUGCCACCAUUCGCAUGGCUUACUCUUUUUUUACUGUGGCUAUUUCGUUGAGGAAAUAA